AUGACCGACACUCGACCGUUAUGGAAGAGUCGUCCUGAAUAUCCGUCUUACUAUCGAGCACCGGUUAAUACGCUCUAUAAAAGGAAGGCUGACAAAGUUCGUCCGGUAAAUUCAUCGGAAUCAGAUGGGACGAUCCCCGUCGGCCACCCUGAUUGGCAGCACGAAUGCCUCAAAAAGUACCAUACUCAGUAUCGCGCACCUGACAUUCGAACUGAAUUCGACCAUUUGCUCAAGCCUCGUAUUUCCGUGAUUGCGAGAGGUGCUCGUCUUACCCCAGAACGAGAGAUAACACUGCUAGUAGGAAAGGAUCUACUGCCACGUGAGAGAGCACUUUUUCGAGAACUUCUUUUCAAAAGAGAGGGAGUGCUAGCCUGGGAAUGGGAACAUGUUCAGAGGAUACACAACGAAGUAAUGCCUCCGCAACGCAUUAAAACCGUCUCCCAUGAAGCGUGGCAGCACCCCGGUUUUAAGAUCCCCUAUGCACUGAACGCUAUAGUCAUCGAAAUGCUGCGUGAUCGGCUACGCAAGGGCGUGCUCGAACCCUGUGAUGGACCGUAUCGGAACCCGUGGUUCCUUGUCGGCAAGAAGCAAACUGGCAAAUAUCGAAUGGUCAACGCAGCAAUGAUGAUCAACAAAGUGACAAAAAGAGAUGCCAACAUGCCUCCAAUAGCAGAUGAGUUUGCCGAAGAGUUUGCAGGAAUGGCGAUGGCUUCGUUAGUCGACCUCUUCUCCGGAUAUGAUCAAAUCGAACUGCAUAAGGAUGAUCGGGAUCUAACGGCUAUUCAAACUCCCCUCGGUCUGCUUCGCCAGACCACCAUUCUCCAAGGUGCAUCGAAUUCAGUCGCCCAGUUUCAACGAGUGAUCUCGGUCAUUCUGCAUAGUAUUUUCGGCACAAAGGCGCGUUUAUUUCUUGACGAUGUUGCCGUUAAGGGUCCGCGAACAACAUACAAUGACGAGUUUGUAGAAGAAGGGAUUCGCCGAUAUGUCCUAGAGCACGUUCAGAAUCUCGAUGAAGCGCUAUAUCUUUUGGAAUUAGCCGGAGCGGUCAUCUCAGCCGAAAAGUCCCAGUUUAUGAUGAAAGGAAUUGAAGUUGUCGGCUGGGUGUGUGACAUUAAUGGCCGACGACCCGACGAAGCGAAGGUUGCAAAGGUUACACAGUGGCCUACGCCUCGGUCGAAGGAUGAACUGCGUUCAUUUGUCGGCCUUGCUGUCUACUUUCGUAUCCUGAUUGAGAAAUUCCAGGUCAUCAUGAAGCCUCUCUAUGAGAUACUGCGAAAGAAUGCCCAUUUUAUGUGGAACGAAGUCCACCAGGUGGCGUUUACCGAGAUAAAGUCACGCCUUUCAGAGUUCCCCUCAGUCCUGCCUAUAGAUUACGACUUUAAUCCGUUUCUCAUGAUCGUUGCUGCAGAUGCUUCUAUAAAAGGAUGGGGUGGCGUGCUCAUGCAGGCUCGGAACGGUGUCCGCAAUCCUGCACGAUACGAGUCAGGGGUUUGGUUACAGGCUGAAUCGAAAUAUGACGCAGGAAAGCUAGAAUGCCGUGCUGUUUUGAUGGCUUUUAAGAAAUUUCGCCAUUGGCUAUAUGGGGUAUACUUCGUCUUGGAGACUGAUGCUAAUACCUUGGUGGCUCAAUUGAAUCGCACUGCAACCGACCUCCCUGGUGCUCUUGUUACCCGCUGGAUUGCAUGGAUUCAGCUUUUUGAUUUUGAUGUCAAGCACGUUCCUGGCACUGGCAAUGGCGCUGCAGAUGCCCUAUCCCGCCGUCCACCAACUGAGGAAGAUCUACAUGAGAGAGACCAAGAACAGGAUAUUGAUGACCUUGUUGAUACGGAGGUCCUAUAUCUCCGAGCCAGUUGUUGUCCUGUCUCUGCUAAUGUUGAAAUUCCCGGUGAUCCUGUUAUCGAUGUGCUGCAUGAAGGAUACUCUUCUGAAUCGGAGCAAAUUGCAAGAUACCUGACAACCCUCCGAAGACCUGGCCGUAUGAGCCUGUCUGAAUUCUAUUCGUUCAAAAGAAAAUGCAUGAAGUUCGUCGUUCAAGAGCGUCAUUUGUUCCGACGUGUCAAAGGUAAUGCCGAAUUGCUCCGCAGGGUUCUAGACAAAAAAGAAGACCAACAAGCUGCGUUGAAAAGCACCCAUGAUGAUCUUGGCCAUAAAGGACGAGAAGCUACGUAUGCCUUGAUCAAACAUCGCUACUGGUGGUCUCGCGCGUACGAAGAUGUGUCAAAAUAUGUUAAGACAUGCUCAUUAUGCCAGGCCAGAGCUCCGAAUCGUCUGCAUGAACCUGCUAUUGUUACGCAACCGCUGUUGCUUUUCGAUAAAUGGUAUAUUGACACAACUCGAAUGCCUCCAGAAGACGGUGAACGUGUCGUUAUUCAAGCGAGAGACUCUGUCAGCGGAUGGCCAGAGGCGAGAGUAUUGCAUUCUGCGAAAACAGAGAGCGUCGUCCAAUUCAUCAAGGAAGAUAUCAUCAGUCGUUAUGGGAUUCCUCGGGAAAUAGUAAUUGACAUGGGACCUGAAAACCGUGGAGGAUUAACAGCCUUCUUGGAACGCGAGCAAAUAUCAAGAGUUAAGAUCUCCGCGUACCAUCCCGGUUCUAAUGGCCCUGUGGAACGUGCGAUGCGAACUAUGAAAGAUGCUCUCUCAAAGAUGACAGAAGGCUACCCUAUAGACAACGUUACUCGGCAAAUCAAGCGACCAUGGAGGCCCCAUUUCUAUUCUGUCCUGAUGGCGGAUCGUUUUACGGUUAAUGCCACCACUGGAAUGAGCCCGUUCUUCUUUCUGUAUGGGAAGGAUCCUAUUAUACCCAUUGAAUUACAGAUGUCUACCUGGAGCAUGCUGCUAUGGCAUGAGGUCCGAGACCGAAAGGAUUUACUAGCAAUGAGAGCGCGGCAAUUCGAAAAGCGGGACCAGGAUAUUGAAGAAGCAAUCCUGCGUAUGCGCCGUCUGAAAGAAGCAAAUGCGCACUUCUUCGACGAACAUCAUCUGCUUCGGAAUGACCGAUUUGCACAGGGUGAUCUUGUUCUCCUGCACAACACCAUUCGCAGCAUGGACUAUCAUUCAAGGACAAAACUACAAUUCCGUUGGUUGGGGCCUUAUCGGAUUCAUACGGUCAAAAGCGGUUCAUAUUUGCUGAGUGAACUCGAUGGUACGGUUUUAUACGAUCUGACCCAUCAGCCGGAGUCAUUCAAUGGCGAUCGAUUGAAGAAGUUCUAUUCUCGGAAGGAUCUAAAUGAUCAGGAAGAGGCUUCAUCCUUACCGCAGCGUAACCCAAAUGGACGUCCGAGAGGUCAACGAGGCCGAGGUAGUGGCCAAGGUCGACAGCAACAUGAAGGAUGGAUUGAGACACCACGUGAGCGAGCACCACGACGACGGGGAAGGCCUUCGUUGAGAAGAACGAGGGGUCGCAGGUCCUAA
Penicillium cosmopolitanum is the source of this 3411-nucleotide messenger RNA. Its product is annotated as reverse transcriptase family protein. Gene Ontology annotation, biological process: DNA integration. Lineage: Eukaryota; Fungi; Ascomycota; Eurotiomycetes; Eurotiales; Aspergillaceae. The transcript has a single exon. The record is from RefSeq and is a predicted model, not a curated record. The coding region runs from base 1 to 3411 and encodes 1136 amino acids. Gene Ontology annotation, molecular function: nucleic acid binding.